CGGGCGGCGAGCGGAGCCGGCCGGAGCGCGCCGGGCAGCGGCCGCCGCCGUCCCGAGAGGGGCGCGGGCGGCAGGAUGGAGCUCAACUCCCUGCUGCUGCUGCUGGAGGCGGCCGAGUACCUGGAGCGCAGGGACCGAGAGGCCGAGCACGGCUACGCCUCGGUGCUGCCCUUCGACGGCGACUUCGCAAGGAAGAAAACAAAGGCGGCCAGCCUGGUGCGCAAGGCCCCGAACAACAGGUCUUCACACAACGAACUAGAAAAGCACAGACGAGCUAAGCUCAGGCUCUACUUGGAGCAGCUCAAGCAGCUGGUGCCCCUGGGCCCUGACAGCACUCGUCACACCACGCUGAGCCUCUUGAAGCGUGCCAAGAUGCACAUCAAGAAACUGGAGGAGCAGGACCGCAGGGCGCUGAGCAUCAAGGAGCAGCUGCAGCGGGAGCACCGCUUCCUGAAGCGGCGCCUGGAGCAGCUGUCUGUGCAGAGCAUGGAGCGCGUGCGCACGGACAGCACUGGCUCCGCCAUCUCCACAGACGACUCAGAGCAAGAGGUGGACAUAGAGGGCAUGGAGUUUGGCCCUGGUGAGCUGGACAGUGUUGGCAGCAGCAGUGACGCCGAUGACCACUACAGCCUGCAGAGCGGUGGCUGCAGUGAYGGUGGCUAUGGGCGCCCCUGCCGACGGCCUGGCCGCCCCAGCCUCUCAUAGGCCCCGCACACUCUGCUGCUUGGCCCCUGCCGCCCGCCUGCCUGGUCAGCGUGUCAGCCUCAGUUCUCCCUUGACCGAUGCAGCCUCUCCCUGGGCCACUGCUGUGCCAUUCUGGAAGCUCCAGCUGCUGCCUGGGCUGCCCGCCUCUGCCUGCUGCCUGCUGGUCAGGGCCUGAGCCGCCCGCCCGCCCACCCUCCCUUCCCCACUGGUCAGGGCCCCUUGCAGGGAGGCAGGGCCCGGCUCCCAUGACCUGGAGCCCAGUGUUGCCACCCACGGUCUGCUCUCAGAUUCCUAAUCAUUCCAGAAGUAUUAAAUGUCAUUGCUGCAAACCUCGGCAGGCACCGUGUAAGGGGCUUAAUGACCACCUCAGGGAGCUCAGACCCCAGCACUGGACCCCAGGAGAGAGGAGUGGACUGAGGAAGGAAGGAAGGUGCAACUGUCUGUCUGUCCACUUGUCGGUUGGUCCAUACAGGCUCCUGAGGCUUGGACAGAGAAAGCGUAAAGGGCGGGACUGGGUGAGCACCCUGGGCAGGUAGGCGGAGAGGGGCCUUCCCAUCCAUGGGCAUCAGGAGCCAGGGAUGGGCUUGUGGUGGCAGGCUGAGCCAGUCCACAUCAAGCUGGGCAGUGUCUGCUCUGUCGAGACCUUCCAAUGCACACACACACUAGCCCACACGCACACAUGCGUGCACUGGAGGAAGGCUGGCCUUUGGGGGCCAUCUAGGCAAAUGCUGGUCCCUGGCCUGUGCCUGACUUUGUCUCUGUGUGGCCACCGCCAGCUCACCUGUAUCAGCCCACCUGUGCCAGCCCAGGUGGCUCUGCCUGCUCUGCACGGGAAGCAGAGCUUCUCCUCGUGCAGGGCUGGGAUGAGCUGUGGCGGCAAGCUGAACCAAGUCCUCUGGGCUUUCUCAUCUUCCUUUCUUAUGAAAAGUCAAACAAAACAAAACCAGCAAGGCCACAGCGUGACAGGAGCUCCCUUCAAGGGGAGCUUAGAAGUUCUGCCCAUCGCAGCCUCAGCUGGCAGAGGCUUUCCCCAAAUGCAAAACAGAGAAACAUUUUUAAAAAGAGAGAAAAAAAAAAAAAGCUCUAAAAACCCUCACCAAGGGACGUGUGUGCUGCCUCUAUUUCCUGUACAAGAUUUUUGUAUUCUAUUUUCCUAGCCAUUGUUGCGUCCUUGUAUGCUGAGGGGUGGGAGUGACCCAGUGUCUCAGGGACCCAUCCUCUAUCACGUUGUCAUUGUGUGCCUUGUGUCCCGUCUUGACCUGCCCACCACCAGCAGCAUGUUCCCUGUGACUCAAAGGAUGCCUCAAGCCUGCCAAGCAGGUGCCUCCUUGCCUCCUCCCCAUGGACAGCUCCUCCCAGAGGCCAAGGCUUCCUUGGAGUGAGGUGCCUGUGCUGCGUAGGCAGCAUGGCCACUUUUCCUCCCCUGCAGGAGGGCUGUGACCAGGCUCCCAGUGUUACCUUCCUGGUUGGCUGGGGCCCACUAUGUUAUGAAUCUGCAACCUGCCUCAACCUGCCUGCUUCUGGGCCUGGGGUGAGGGCUCCAGGUGCCAGGUUGGCAGCUGAUGAAGUGUUUGCUCUGGAGGUGGGGGCCUGGCUAGGGGGCUUCUGCUGGAUUUCAGUCCUGAAGUCCUUGUCCCCCAGGGGAUUAUACAGCAAUACUUGGGUGGUGGCCGUGGGGCUGGCCUAUAGCAGCACCUGCCACCACCUCUGGUGCAUUUGUAACCAAGUUUCCAAAUCAUGAAAGGAAAUUCAAUUUCUCUUCUAUCGUGUCAGUGAACACCCUCAGAGUCCAGGGAAAUACCUGUGGCACGGAACCUCCCCUUCAGGGGCUCAGGAUGGCGCCAGAGAACAGGCCUGUGGGUGGGGACCCUGGGGAGCAGGGAUGGGGGCUGUCCAGAUGUCUUCCUGGGUGUUCUGACUGUGUCUUCAGCCCACUGGGGCUUCUCCUGUCUGUCAGGCGUAUCCACUGAGCUUUCUAGCUCCUCUCCCCUCAGAGCAGAGCAGGAGUCCAUGUUUCAGGGCCUGGUUCAGGAUCCAGAACUCCAAAGUCUCCUGAUGUUCCCCGAAUUCUUAAACUAUCAACUCUGCUCCAUCUCCAAAACCUGGGGUUCUGCUCCCACCUCUGUCUACCAGAAUCCAGCCCAGGUGACCAGAGUGGCCCCUUGGCUGGCCUUGUUGUCAGCUCAGCCUGUGCCCAGUCCCAUGUGGACUUGGAAGUUGGGCUCAUCAGCCACCUAGGGGUGCUCUCCAUCUGCUCCUCCCUGCCACCAGCAGGAUGUGAGGGGUGGUCCACAGGGGUGGGGGCUGGUGCUAAGAGUUCCAUAUCCAUUCCUCCCUUCCCUGCUCCCUGCCAUUUGCCCAGACUGGAUGUUACUGGUGGCCACAUCCAUCAGGACCACUGUAGUGUCUGCAGAAGGAAAUUGGGACAACAGCCACAGUCCACAUCCUCCAUCCUCCAUCUUUGCCCACCUACACCCACAUCCAUGUGGGCCUCAUGCUCCGUGGCUGAGAGUCUAGAACCCUUGGCUCAGGCUUGGGUCCCCAUCUCCCUAGGAGGCAUCCCACUCAUACCAUGCCCUUCCGUCCUGCUUCAGGCCUAGCUGGCCUGGGAGGAGAGGCUGUUUCUUCAACUCAUCCUGGUGGUGAUGUGAUGGCAAGGUCUUUGAGCUUGUGUUCCUGGGUGAUGGACCAUGCACCAAGCUAUGACCUGAGGGCUCCACCCUUUGCUCUCCUGUCUGCCCCAACCAUCCAGUCUCUCUCUGGGUCAGAGAGACCUGGGACCUACCCACUCCAUACUGCCUUCACAGAGGGUCAGUAGCCUUGGCCCCAUCCAGGGCACUAGGGCAGGUUCCGUGCCAGAGUCUGGGGCCAUUUAGGGGGCCUGGUGCUGGUUCAGCUGGAGAGUGAAAGGGGCCCCACCCACCUGUCCUCCAGGUGGGGCUGUGCUGUGUCAUUCUGUCAUUGUAAUAUAAAUACAGAUUUUUAUACCUCA
This is a messenger RNA of Urocitellus parryii (Arctic ground squirrel), 3697 nucleotides long. NCBI's taxonomy places the organism in Eukaryota, Metazoa, Chordata, Mammalia, Rodentia, Sciuridae. The record is from RefSeq and is a predicted model, not a curated record.